AUGGCUACUAUCGACGAGAGAAUGGAAACAGAAACAGAAACAGCCAUUCACGAGGAAGACCUUGACCUUGAACAGGACCCGCAUAGGGCGGCUCUGGAAGACAAUCCCGAAAAACCAGAGAAGCUGACCUGGGCGACAUGCUUGUCCAUCCUAUUUCUGGCUCUGGGUUUUGUCUGUCCGCUUUCGUCGUUUCUCCUUCCAGCUACUAUCCUCGUCCAGAUCGGCACCAGUCUCGGUGACACGGUGAACAUUGUAUGGGUUCCUGGUGGCUGGUAUAUUGCUUCUUCGGUCUCAUCUUCGAUUGCUGGGAAUCUAAGCGACAUCUUUGGGCGCCGUUAUGUCACCUUGGCUGGCCAGGCUUUAUCCAUCGUUGGCGCGGCCAGUGCGGGGACAGCACAAACCACCAAUGUUGUUGUUGCAGGAACUACCAUCACAGGUUUUGCUUGCGGUAUGGUUUUUGUGGCGUACGCUAGAAUCCCGGAGCUGCUGCCGAACAAGUGGAGUAUAAUAGAAACAUCGGUCUCUCGACCACCGAGUUUGUGGCAGCCCUACCCUGGGCUGUCUGUGGUGUUAUCAUCACCAACCAGUUUGUGGCUCAAUGCAACCUGGAGAUGGUGUUACUACAUUGGACUUAUCUACGCCGUGAUUGCUCUUGUCGGAACCGCAAUCGUCUAUUUUCCGCCAGCGCGACCUGAUGGUGACUACAGCACCACUCGUUGGCAACAAGUCAAGAGCCUGGACUACGUCGGAUUGUUUCUCUACUCGACGGGACUUACUGUCUUCCUGGUCGGCAUGACUUGGGCUGGAUUGGACGGCCAUCCCUGGAAGAGUGUGUCCGUGGUCGCACCCCUUGUGCUCGGCGCCGUCACCUUCGCGGGAUGCUUUGCCUAUGACUUCACACUAGCACAUCAUCCCUUCUUUCCUCUGGAUUUGUUCAAGCGUGUCCGGCAAUUCACCAUCCUUUUGGUGGUCGUGUUCGUCUCGGGGAUGAUCUAUUAUGCCAUGGCGGGCCUUCUACCACAAGGCACUCUUUACAUGUUCACUAGCGACCCAAUGGACAUCGGUCUCACCCAACUUCCUAACGGUCUCGCACAGCUGGUUGGAGGCUGUAUUAUGCCGGCCAUAUCACACAAGAUCAAGCACCUCAAGCUUCAGGUUCUCAUCGCUCUCACCAUCCAGACCUUGUUUACCGCCCUCUACGCCGUGGCAAUUCCCAACCACAGGCCGAUGUGGAUGGCCUUCCAGUUCUUCGGCAUGGGUUGCUUUGGAUAUAUUACCCUCCUUUGCUAUUUCAUUGCUGGCCUUCACGUUCCAUUGAGGGAGCUCGGUCUCGCCACUGGUCUGAUUGGCACCUUCAAAAGCGCAGGUGGCAGCGUCGGCAACGCCAUCUUCAACACCAUUUUGAAACCAAGCGUUGAAGCACGGCUGGGAGGCGCGAUUGCCAAUGCCGCGAUAGCUUCUGGGUAUCCCGCAGAAGACCUCGAGACCCUUAUUCCGGCCGUCAUCACAAAUGCGCUGGGUGUGCCUGGUUUGGCCGCACUACCUGGUGUCACGCCUGCCGUGAUCGAGGCAACCAGCAAGGCGUUCAAGGACACUUACGCCCACGGUUUCAGGUUGGUCUUCUAUGCAACUAUUCCGUUCGGUGUGAUUGCCAUCUUGCUGUGCUUGUGGGUGGAAGACGCUUCCAAAUAUCUCACCAACCAUACUGCCGUGCAUCUGAUCUGUGCGUGGCAAGUCCUUCCAGGCAUGCGUGCCCGCAAGAGCGGUGUCAUCAUAUCCAUCGCAUCUCGAGCGGCGACUGUGGACCUUCCCUUUGGGAUAGGGGAUGCUGCCGGCAAGACUGGUCUUGUUCGCGCCAUUGCUAGCUUACAAGCGGAAUUGGAAAUCGACGGCUUGGGGGAGGUUGUCCACACCUACGCUCUGCACCCUGGUGGGGUCAAAACCACCAUGGGUGGAUCUAACAGCGACCCAGAUGUUGUGGCCAAGUAUCCCCGACUCGACAGAUCUCGACCGGCCUUUCAAGCCCUCUUCAAGGACAAACCGGAACUCUGCGCUCAGACAUGCGCAUACAUCUCCACGGGUAAAGCCAAAGAUCUUCGCGGCCUAUACAUUGACUGUCGACAAGACCUUGGCCGCUUGCUCGAGGCCGGGCGAGAGUCGCUGCUCAAGAAUGAUCUUUACAGCCUCAAGGUUGGCUUCCUUGACGGAUGGAUACUCGAACGAACCAUAAUCGAUAUGACGGCGGAUCGUUCAGGCCAGUCAAAGUGA
Fonsecaea nubica is the source of this 2268-nucleotide messenger RNA. RefSeq lists its product as hypothetical. The record is from RefSeq and is a predicted model, not a curated record. Gene Ontology annotation, cellular component: membrane. Gene Ontology annotation, molecular function: transmembrane transporter activity. The coding region runs from base 1 to 2268 and encodes 755 amino acids. Gene Ontology annotation, biological process: transmembrane transport. Lineage: Eukaryota; Fungi; Ascomycota; Eurotiomycetes; Chaetothyriales; Herpotrichiellaceae. The transcript has 5 exons.